Messenger RNA from Cryptosporidium ubiquitum, 4272 nucleotides. RefSeq names its product protease-related protein. The record is from RefSeq and is a predicted model, not a curated record. Lineage: Eukaryota; Apicomplexa; Conoidasida; Eucoccidiorida; Cryptosporidiidae. Bases 1 to 4272 code for a protein of 1423 amino acids. The transcript has 2 exons.
AUGAUUCCAACUAGGAAAGGACGUUCACCAUGUUUAUGGGAAGUUGUUGGCCCUGCUGCUCAUGGGCUUACAUGUGCUAGAACUGUACAUAUGAAUACUCGAGUAGCAAGGGAUUCUGUAAUAAAAAAGGGGAGCCUAAUUGCUAAACUAGAAUACAAUGGAAAGAACAAUAAGUUAGUUAAAGAAAGCAUUCACUCACCAUGCACAGGAGUUGUUCAGACUGUGAAUCUUAACUCUGUUGAAAAACUUAAACUGGUGGUUGUUUGCCAAGUCGCUGUUGAAGAAGUAGAUGGAGUGUUUUCUUUUACACAAGGAAUCUUUACAUACAGUUUUGAUACUAAUUCGAUGAUGGGCAAAACAAAGGUCUUAGUUAAAGGUAUUCAUCAAUCUUCAGUGAUGUUACAUACUCUUGUUAAAGUAAAAGUGCAUGUUGGAGUUUUCAUUUUUGAUUCCGAAUCACAAAAAACUAAGAGAGAAAAAACCUAUACAUCUUGUACCGGACUUUUAAAAGAACUUAAAACUAAUAUAGUGGCACCACCUGAAGACAUAAUAGUUACGCAAAAUUGCAAACUUCCCUUUUGGUUCUUAGUUUACCAAAGAAGAAAACCACAUGCUGCUCAGGACAUUGUUCCUGGUUAUACUCCUUUAUACCCCUCUGGCAUUAUUUAUUCUCAGUCACCAAUUCAACUUAAAGGAAUGAAAGAACCAUCUUAUGGAAUUCCACCUUCUUUAGGUACAAGUUUUCCAGGAUCUCUCGUUAAUGGGCCUUUUCUUAUUUCUCUUAAGCAAACAAAACACUUAUUUAUUGCAGAGACAAGGGUUAAUGAACCUGGGGUUACUAAAUUUUCAAAGAAAUCUGGAACUGUUGUUAAAGCAGACUUUGGACAUUUUGAAUCUCAGGAUUCUAACACAGGUUUGACUAAAAAAUUUCUUAUUCCACUUCCAUGUAUUGGUUUUUUAAUGUCAGCUUUUGAAGGAUCGGUUUCAUCUGAUUAUGUAAUUACACAGAUUGUUUGUAAUCUUAAAGACUUGGAAAUUAAAAUUACUGGUGAAUUAACUACUGACUGGGUAACACCAAAAGAAGAUGAUUUGAAUUGUAUUCAUUUAACAUCAGGUGAUGGUUUCAGCGAAAUAAAAGUAUCUUUAGGUGCGACAGGCACUCCAAAUCUUGUUGAAAGGUUUUUAAAAUCAAAUUCAAUGUCAUUUGCUGGCGAACUAAUUGGUGUUUUUAGCUGUAAUGUUGGACAAUCUGGAAAAAAAGAAGUGAAAUUAUUUUCCCCUUGUACUGGGCCGGCUAAUUCAGCUCAGAACUCAAAAACUCAACUUAAACAAGUUUCUAGUGGAGAACCAAUCUUUACUGUUGGAUGUACUAUGCCUUUAAAUCCUCAAGAGAAGUCUGAGAAAAAGGUUCUUGACCAAACAUUUCUUAAACCUUUACCAGAGGCCCUCAAAAACUGUAUUUCGUAUAAUGUAAGGGGAAAGAAACUUUCUAUCGUCUCAAAUUCACCUUUAACAUUUUUGGAGCUCACUUCUAAAGUUAGGUCUGAAAUGAAAGUUGUAAGUGGGUUAAUUAUUGGGAAGUUUACUUGUAUCGUUCAAGGUAAAAUGCAUACUGCAGAUCUUAAAUCCGAUAUUUCAGGCUCAAUUAUUUUGGAUGUACAAGAUAAAACACAGGUAGCUGAAGAUGUUACAAUGCUUGUAAUUAAAUCUAAUCCAGAAUUCCAAGUUGUUAAAUCACCAGUUACUCUGUUUGGCCAACUAGGCCCGGUGUUAACUACCAAAUCUUCUCCAGAGCUACCCAUUUCUCUUCAGAUGUGGGAACGUGCCUAUCAGUCUUGGAAAAACAACGAUUAUAAGCCUUUAGUGCCUCAUGCUACCAAAUCCUUAAUGGGAGAUCCAAAUUGGAGACUUGAAGAUAAUAUCCUACAGUCACCUCAUUUAUUACAAAACCCUACCCCUCCGUCCCCAACUCACGUAUUUAUAGAGAAAUCUUAUUCAAGUACUUAUGGAGGUAUUUUUGUUCAAGAAGAGAAGGUAGGUAAAACUUUUGUUAGAAGGGUUGGAGUGACAAGAACUUCUGUUGUUUAUUUAUCUGAAACGGAAGAAUGCACAAAAAACUUGGUAAUUGGGACAUUGUUCAUAUAUUUUUAUGGUUCUACUACGCAAGUCCCAGUUAGGUGUCCAUGCACUGGGAAAAUUAGUUCGUUACUUAAGCAUAAAGUCAGUACUUCUGCUGGAGAACAAAUUCAAGCUGGCGGAACUUUUAUGGAAGUAUAUUGUAACAAGAGAUCAGUUACGUGGCUAGAAAAUCCGAACAUUUUUGUUGAGAAUGGUAAAUCAAAGGGCUCUGAUAAAAAAAUUACGGAAGUUAGAGGAGUCGGUACUCCAUUAUAUCCUUUAGAAGGUGGUGACGAAAUUUCCAUAUUUACAAGGACUGUUGGUAUUGCAAGGUUUACUUCAAUUGAUCAGAAAUCAGUGAAAGAGGGAGAUGUUGUUGGUAUUUUUUUGUUUUCUCUAGGCGAGAGUUAUAGUGGUGUAGCAGAUAUUAUAUCUCCGUGUUCUGGAAAAAAGACUUAUCCUUCAACCUCAAUAGAGACAAUGAAUAUAUCAGAAAGAGGUCUUGGAGGGAUGAAAGUAUUUUCUGUAAUGUGUGAUCAGAUCUCAAGGACGGUUUCACCUAGUUACGACGAACAGAAGCUAUAUUAUGACAGUGUUUAUUCUGUUUUUGAAUCAGAAAAUAGCUUAAACUUCUACAAUGCUUUUGCUCGUGUUAGUGCCAUUGUUACUUAUUCAACAAUCAUUCUCACAUCCUUUUCACCAUUGAGAAUGUUUGCUGGAGAUGAAGUUGCUUCGUUGAGUCUUAGGAACGGUGAUGAUUUCUCAGUUAUGAUAAAAACUCCUUGUACUGGUACUAUUAAAGAUGUUGAGGAUUUAAAAACAAGGUCAGGACAUUCUUUUAGUGCUGGCGAUCCAAUUUUUAAAAUACAGUGUGAUUCACUUCGCACUCCUAUCACUGGUGAUUUACCUGUUGCUCCUCCAAUAAAUAGCUCAGAUAAAUCUCUUGUUCAACAAUUAGAAGGUAAUGGAUACAUUUUUAUUGUUGUUACCAGUCCCUGCAAGGUUACCUUCAAGAAUGAGGGGUUAAUUGGUACUGUUGGAGAAAAGGAAGUUGUUGGAAGAGUAACAUGUACCAAUCAACCAGGUGGUCAAGGUACUGAUAUUAUUGUUAAAAAUGCUGGGAUGAAUCUUUUCUUUUUAUCAAUGGCUGCUCACAACCAGAGUGUAUUGCCUGGAACUACAAUAAUGAUGAUCAAAAAGGAUACAGGAAGACAGGAAGUAGAUAGGAUUCCUCAAGGAUCUCAUACUGAUGUAUUGGUUGCAAGAAUUGGAGAUAUAACAGGGUUUGGCUAUGUUUGGUCAACUGUCACUGGGGUUGCAGUUUUCGAUGAGCAAAAAAUUGAAUUAGUUGAAACUGGCCAAAAAUUGGGAGUUUUUACUACUCAAAAUGGUAAAACCAGUAUGGAUAUUACUUCCCCUUGUCCUGGAGCAGUUCACGAUCCAUCUGUAAGAUUGGUUAACAAUACGGUUUCUUUACCUGGAGACGAAAUAUUAAGGGUUUUUUGUGGUUUACCUUCAGUCCCAACUUCAGCUUUGGAGUUAACUCCUCCAACAGCUCAGCAACUUUCUGAAAAAAAUAGAGAUCCUAUUAUCACAAAGAAUAUGCUUGGAAUUUAUACAGUCUCUUGGCCAACGUUUAGAGGGAUAGUCCAGUAUUCUCCCACCUGGGUUGUUUACACUCAAAUCUUUCUUCAGGCAGGAGAUGCCUAUGGAACCUUUAUUUACACUGACGAAGACAAUAACUCUAAAUCUAGCAGUUUAAUUGCUUCCUGCAAUGGAAAAUUGGAUAUGAAAAUUGUUUCAGAAGUAAAUGGAAAGAUGGUUAAUCCCGGAGAGAAAGUCAUUUCCAAACUACAUUGCACGCGUAUUCACUACGUUAAUAGUAGUAUUGAUAUAUUUGAUGAUGUUAUCCAAGGUUCUUCCUCAUCUUCUGAAAGUUCCUCAAGUUCAUCAUCACCGUCAUCACCAUCAUCACCAUCAUCACCAUCUUCACCGCCUCCACCACCUUCACCACCUCCACCACCUCCACUUCCAUCGGAACCUCAAUCUAAAUCUCCAUCUCGAAGAAAUCCAAAGGUAGUAAAUCCUCCAAUGCUUCCACAGCUCGAAGUAUGCCUGGGAGUAAUUCGUUUUCUGAAGCAAAGCAAUCACUAA